CUUUUCGUUAAGGGGACUCAUUAAAUAUCAGGUAACACCUUUCCUUUCACCUGAUGGAGAACUAGGAUGUCAGCAUUCACAGUGUCACAGUUUCACCACUUUCUGGUUCUUGGGGGAUGGAGAAGGGGACUAGGAGAGAAAGGGGGAGAAGGCAGUAAAGCAGUAGAGGAAAUAAACUUCUGGGACACUACUCUUCUGCUUCUACACUGGCAGCCUUGGAUGUAAUUACUCAACCUGGGUAUAUCAUUGACUAGGCUUUUUAUGACAAGACCUGUAAACAGGCGGCUUUCUAGAAGAUGACCAUAGAGGACCGUCCAGAUUUUCCAUUAGAAGGAAAUUCUUUGAUUGGAAGAUACCCAUUUUUAUUUCCAGGUUCCAAUACACCAGUUAUCUUUUCAAUUUCUGCAGCGCCAAUGCCUUCAGACUGUGAGUUUUCUUUCUUUGAUCCUAAUGAUACAUCAUGCCAGGAAAUUCUCUUUGAUCCCAAAACUUCUGUAUCAGAGUUAUUUGCCAUUUUAAGACAGUGGGUGCCUCAGGUCCAGCAAAACAUUGACAUUAUUGGAAAUGAGAUUCUUAAGAGAGGUUGCAAUGUGAAUGACAGAGAUGGAUUGACAGAUAUGACUCUUUUGCAUUAUACUUGCAAGUCUGGAGCUCAUGGUAUUGGUGAUGUUGAUACAGCUGUAAAAUUUGCAACUCAACUUAUUGAUCUGGGAGCAGAUGUUAGUUUGCGGAGUCGAUGGACAAAUAUGAAUGCUUUGCAUUAUGCUGCUUAUUUUGAUGUACCUGAGCUUAUAAGAGUGAUUUUGAAGACCUCUAAACCAAAAGAUGUGGAUGCCACGUGCAGUGACUUUAAUUUUGGAACAGCUCUGCAUAUUGCUGCCUAUAACUUGUGUGCAGAUACUGUGAAAUGCUUAUUGGAGCAUGGAGCAAAUCCUGCGUUUAGGAACGACAAAGGACAGGUCCCUGCUGAUGUUGUUCCAGACCCAGUUGAAAUGCCACUAGAAAUGGCUGAUGCCGCAGCAACUGCUAAAGAAAUCAAGCAGAUGCUGUUAGAUGUGAUGCCUCUGUCAUGUCAUAUCUCAAAGCCCAUACUUCCAAAUUACGACCGCGUUACUAGCAAGGCAAUGCUUACGUCACUUGGCCUGAAGCUGGGGGAUCGUGUUGUUAUUGCAGGACAGAAGGUUGGAACAUUAAGAUUUUGUGGAGCAACUGAAUUUGCAAAUGGGCAGUGGGCUGGCAUUGAGUUGGAUGAACCAGAAGGAAAAAACAAUGGAAGUGUUGGAAAAGUCCAGUACUUUAAAUGUGCCCCCAAAUAUGGUAUUUUUGCACCUCUUUCAAAGAUAAGUAAAGCCAAAGACCGAAGGAAGAAUAUAGUACACACUCCAUCUACAAAAGCUGUACCACUCAUCAGGUCCCAGAAAAUUGAUGUAGCUCACGUAACAUCAAAAAUAAACACCGGAUUAAUGACAUCAAAAAAAGAUAAAUCUUCGGAAUCAAUACUUUCAUUGCCUUCUGGUGAAGAAUUGAAAGCUGUAACAGAGAAAGUUGGCGCCCUGCCUGGAUCCAUCAGUAGCUGCUCCUCUACAUCUUCUUUGGAACACAAACCGAGCCACCCCAGGAAACUGAAUGCGCGUAGUGGGAACAGGAAGGCAAUGAGCCAAAGCCCGUCCGUCUCAUCCAGAGCCAGUGCUGGUCUGAAUUCCUCAGCAACGUCUAUAGCACCUAGUGGGGGCUGUGAAGGAGAGCUCCACCUCGGAGACCGAGUGCUGGUGGUAGGCCAGAGAAUUGGUACCAUUAAGUUCUUUGGGACAACAAACUUUGCUCCAGGAUAUUGGUAUGGUAUAGAGCUUGAGAAACCCCAUGGCAAGAAUGACGGUUCAGUUGGAGGUGUGCAGUAUUUUAGUUGUUCUCCAAGAUAUGGAAUAUUUGCUCCCCCAUCCAGGGUACAAAGAGUGACAGAUUCCCUGGACGCUCUUUCAGAAAUUUCUUCAAAUAAACAGAAUCAUUCUUAUCCUGGUUUUAGGAGAAGUUUCAGUACCACUUCGGCUUCUUCCCAAAAAGAAAUUAACAGAAGAAAUGCUUUUGCCAAAUCGAAAACUGCUCUGCGCCGGAGCUGGAGCAGCACCGCCCCGGGCGGCCUCGAGGCGAGUGUGAGGCUGCACGAGGGCUCCCAGGUCCUCCUCACCAGCUCCAGCGAGAUGGGCACUGUUAGGUACGUGGGCCCCACUGACUUCGCUCCAGGGAUCUGGCUCGGACUUGAGCUUCGAACGGCCAAGGGGAAGAAUGACGGAGCGGUGGGCGACAGACGCUAUUUCACCUGUAAGCCCAGCCAUGGAGUCUUGGUCAGGCCGAGCAGAGUCACCUACCGGGGAAUAAACGGGUCACAGCUUGUGGGGGAGAGUUGUUGAGUUAACUUCAUAUAUAAAUAUAUAUAUAUGUGGUGUAAAACAAAAGAGUCCAUGGCAAAUGGUUUACUCUAUUUAGCCAUUAUUUAAAAUUUGAAACUAUAGCUAUCUUUGUAAAAACUAAUUCAGAGACUCCUUUGAAAAGCUAGAAAUAUGAGCUGUGGGUUUCAUGGCUCUCUUAGAGUAAUUUCAAAAUAAGCAUUCUGACCCAAGAAAAUUCUGAGACUUAGGAAAUAAUGUGCCAUUAGGUGACCAGCUGAUGUUGCUUACUCUGUUUAAUUUUUGCACACACAAUUUUGCACACACAUAUGCCACAUUUGUGAAGUUUUUCACUCAUUUUGGUUAACACAUGACAUUCACGUGACCUUUUUCGGUCAAGUAUUUUUGGCGUUUUAAUUUAUUUAUGUGCCAACAAGUACAAUAAGAGAAUAGUAUCCAUAUGACUAGUGUAUUUUUCAGUAGAAUACUUUGCCCUUUGAGGAAUGCUCCAUCUAAGACACAGUAAAACUUUGGAGCUGGUUGGGCCUUUGAGGCUCUGGAGCUCAGCCUCUCUCACCAUUGCCAAAUCCAGAAAUGGAGGUGUAAGGCAGUGCUCUGUUACCCCGGGUGCUAACUAGCUAGCUGGUUAACAGGGCUACGAAGAAAACAUGGGUCUCAACCUGUGGCCCAUGCUCUUUCCCCUACACAAAAGGUAUAAUCUCAUACUGUUCUUCUGUGGUGGUGACUGAACCACAGAAACCCUUCAUUUGAUUUGUGAAUUUUUUGUGCAUACUUUAUUGAAUUCCUUACUGGAUAUAUUUAUAAAACAUACACACAUGAAGCACUUUUAAAACAUGAUGCACUUUCAUCUUUGCAGAGAAUUUGUCAUCAUUUCCUCCUGGGAUAUGAAAAACAUUAAAAAAAAGUAUUUAUGAGAAGAGAGCAAAUUAAGAUGUGUUAGGAAGAAUGUAGUAUCUAUUCAUUUAAAUGUUUGUGAUUUCACAGUUUUUUAAGUUGGCAGUGUGCUUGCUGUCAUUGCUAUUUUCAUAUUUUCAAUUGUUGCAAAAUGCAGCCUGCAGUCAAGCUACAGAACCGUAUCAUGUUUUCAUUUUCCUUUUCAAGCACGUGUUAGCAAACUAAGCUUCACAAUAGAGUGAUGUAAUAAUGCAAAACAUUUGUAUCGUGGAUAUGUAUUGAAGUUUAUGUCCUAUAUAUGUAAAGAUUUAUUUUUUAUUGUAGAUAUUUAGACUUUAGACUACCACAGAAAUAUUGGAACAGUUUGCUUUAUAAGAUUAAAAGUAUCAUUCUGAAUCGAGCUCACUUUGUGCUUGGAAACAUGUUGAAGUAUUUUGCAAUAUACUAUUUGAAAUCUAAGUUUUUUUGCUUUGUUGCCUUUUAAAAAAAGUGUGGUAUUCCAAAUAUGACUAGAGCUAUUUUCCUGAAAUACA
This is a messenger RNA of Manis pentadactyla (Chinese pangolin), 3832 nucleotides long. RefSeq names its product CAP-Gly domain containing linker protein family member 4 (gene CLIP4). Gene Ontology annotation, cellular component: microtubule plus-end; cytoplasm; nucleus. Lineage: Eukaryota; Metazoa; Chordata; Mammalia; Pholidota; Manidae. The coding region runs from base 297 to 2408 and encodes 703 amino acids. Gene Ontology annotation, biological process: cytoplasmic microtubule organization. The transcript has 16 exons. The record is from RefSeq and is a predicted model, not a curated record. Gene Ontology annotation, molecular function: microtubule plus-end binding.